This is a messenger RNA of Labrus bergylta (ballan wrasse), 2243 nucleotides long. It is a transcript of the gene ccn1l2, whose product is annotated as cellular communication network factor 1, like 2. Gene Ontology annotation, biological process: signal transduction; cell adhesion. NCBI's taxonomy places the organism in Eukaryota, Metazoa, Chordata, Actinopteri, Labriformes, Labridae. Gene Ontology annotation, molecular function: heparin binding; integrin binding. The record is from RefSeq and is a predicted model, not a curated record. Gene Ontology annotation, cellular component: extracellular matrix; extracellular region.
AGCUUGAACUGACCUGUGCUGACACCAGAGCAGACGGGUGUACCUCUGCACGGUGCACAGACGCUGAACUGUGGAUACCUUUUUAUCCUGCAGCUGAAAAUCAAGACUUCUCUCCUCUUUGGACCGUGGAAUCCUAUUUUUUAUUUCUUUAUUCUUUUAAAAGGUUUUUUCUAUUUUUGUUAGUCUGCUGUUUUCAGGAUGCUUGGCCCUGUUACUUUGCAGCAGAUCAUUUCCUACCUGUUCGUGCUCUGCAGCGCUGCAGUGAUGGCAGAGGGAGAGUGCCCUGCUGAGUGCUCCUGCGCAGCCUCACCCCCGAUGUGCCCGCCGGGCGUCAGCUGGGUGACCGACCACUGCGGCUGCUGUAAAGUUUGUGCGAGGCAGUUCAAUGAGGACUGCAGCGCCGCUGAACCCUGCGAUCACAUCAAGGGGCUACGCUGCCACCUGGGGGCCGGAGGGGACCCUGAGAGAGGACUGUGUCGAGCUGAGGCCCAGGGAUUGCCUUGCGAGUUCAACGGACGGGUGUACCAGCACGGCGAGGACUUCCAGCCUGACUGCCAGCACCAGUGCACCUGCAUGGACCGGGUGGUGGGCUGCAUGCCCCUCUGCCCACAGCGAAUCCCUCUUCCAGACUGGCGCUGCUCACGGCCUCGGCUGGCGAGGCCCGAGGGCGGCUGCUGUGAGGAAUGGGUGUGUGAUGACAACAACCACAUCAGUGAGGAGCCAGACGAGCUGACACACACCUCCAUGCCAGACGGACGGCCCCUCCCCAACCACAUCAGUGUCCUGCUGGAGCCCCAGCCGCAUCCCCGACACCCAGCUGCCACCGGAGGGGCCACGCUCAGAGAGAUGGUGUCGUUCCCCAUGUCUGAGGGGUUUCUAGAAUCCCGCUGUUUCCCACAGACCACAGAGUGGACCCAGUGCUCCACCACGUGUGGGAUGGGGAUCUCCAGUCGAGUGACCAACAACAACCCGGACUGUCAGCUGGUCCGAGAGACCAGACUGUGCCAGAUCCGGCACUGUGAGCCGCAGCUUCCUCUCGCUAGCAAGAGGGGGAAGAAGUGUCAGAAAACAGUCCGCCCCCAGGAGCCAGUCAGGAUCACCUUUGCUGGAUGUUGGACGUCACAGAGGUACCGCCCUCGUACCUGUGGGACUUGCACAGACGGCCGCUGCUGCACACCCUCCGUCACCCGCACUGUGAGGCUCCGCUUCCACUGCUCUGACGGAGAGGGCUUCUACAGAAACGCCAUGUGGAUCCAGCGCUGCAGCUGCAGUACAAGCUGUCACUCACACAGCGGGUCCUCCAUCCCGUCGGUCAGUCUCCACAACGACAUCCACACCUUCAGGCACUGAGGAGGAGGACUCAUCAGACCCAGCCCGGGGCCUUACACAAUGACUCUGCACCUUCCCCCUCACCCAAACACACCCCCCCCCACCACCUGUCUGUCAGCUGGGCGAGCUCCUGCCUCCCCCUCCCACGACCAGCCAGGCAAUAUGUUCGCUUGCACUUUAACAUUUCCUGCCACGAUGAUGUCACAGUUUGUCGACACUAAAGGUGUGUGACUUCUCUUGUACCAAGGAGCACUGAGGAGCACACACUGUUAGCAGAAAGCUUUAAUCGAAACGUCUUUAAUUUAUUUUUAUAACUUUGUGUCCUCCCCACAGAGAUCGAACAGAGAGAAGGUUGUUUUAGACGAGAAAAAAAGACAACAUCUAUAAGAAGUGAUGGGAACAAUGGCGAUGCUAAAUCAAUGAUGAAGAACUAAAAGACAAAUUAUUUAGUAAUAAGUGUGGUUGUUUUUCUUUAACACCAGUCAUUUGUGAUAAAAUGUUUUCUUCAUGUAUUGAUUUGUGUGAGUGUGUGUGUGUGUGUGUGUGUGUGUGUGUGUGUGUGUGUGUGUGUGUGUGUGUGUGUGUGUGUGUGUGUGUGUGUGUGUGUGUGUGUGUGUGUGUGUGUGUGUUUGAAGACAACCUUUCCUCAGAGAGAGUUCAGUAAGCUACAUCGAUUGCAGUAUAAAGUGUAUAUAGACUUCACUCUUAGCUGUGGAGUGGUAAAUUCUAGGAUCACCUCAUUUUUCGGGGUGUGAUUUAUACUAUAAUAUGUGUUGGUGUUCUUGACAGUGUACAUACGAUGCUUUAUUUCUAGGGAUGAAACGAUGCUUUAUAUUUGAAAAGAACUGUUACAUGUGUUCAGUGGAUGUUUAACCUGUAAACUCCAGUACAUCAAAUAAAAAUGUAUCAACCUU